Messenger RNA from Alnus glutinosa, 1428 nucleotides. Its product is annotated as equilibrative nucleotide transporter 8. Bases 7 to 1266 code for a protein of 419 amino acids. The transcript has 2 exons. Gene Ontology annotation, biological process: nucleoside transmembrane transport. Gene Ontology annotation, molecular function: nucleoside transmembrane transporter activity. The record is from RefSeq and is a predicted model, not a curated record. Gene Ontology annotation, cellular component: plasma membrane. NCBI's taxonomy places the organism in Eukaryota, Viridiplantae, Streptophyta, Magnoliopsida, Fagales, Betulaceae.
GCUUAUAUGAUGAUGCUUAAAUGUAGCGAAUUAGCUAGAAUAUUGUUGGAAGCCUGUAAAAUAAGGCAAAAAAUGGAAGGUGGGAAGGCUUCCCGAGAUGGAAAUGAUCAGCAGCCAAGAGACACUUACAAGAUCGCUUACAUAAUCCAUUUCUUGCUUGGUGCUGGCAAUUUGCUUCCUUGGAAUGCUUUAAUCACAGCCGUUGAUUACUUUGCCUAUCUAUAUCCAGCCAAGCACGUCGAGAAGGUUUUCUCUGUUGCUUACAUGGCUUCUUCUGUGCUGAUGCUGGUUGUUAUGCUCAGUUGGCGGGGCUGCAGCCAGAGGCUCAAUUUUCGAUUCAGAAUGAACUUGGGAUUUUCUCUGUUUGUUUUCUCUCUAAUGGUGGCUCCAGUAAUAGACUGGUCUUGCCGCCACAAAAGCACCGGCGGCGGGCCGCCAACCGGAGCCUAUGGUGUGACAGUUGCUUCUGUCAUAGUCUGUGGGUUAGCUGACGGUUUGGUCGGAGGAAGCUUGAUAGGAUCAGCUGGAAAACUACCAAAAGAGUAUAUGCAGGCUGUUUUCGCUGGAACUGCUUCUUCAGGUGUUCUGGUUUCUAGUUUGAGGAUUGUGACAAAGGCAUCACUUCCGCAGACUCCAAAGGGUCUUCAAACAAGUGCCCACUUCUAUUUUAUUGUUGGCACUAUCAUCCUCUUAUGCUGCAUACUUUCUUGCAAUCUGUUAUACAAGUUGCCAGUCAUGCAGCAGCAUCAUAGACUUCUUGAAGAUGAUUCAAGGCCCAAAUUUUGGUCCGUGGCAGGAAAAAUUCGAUGGCCGGCUUUUGGGAUUUUCCUAAUUUAUCUUGUGACUCUGUCAAUCUUCCCAGGAUUCUUAGCAGAAAAUGUGGAAUCCAAGGUUCUUGGAGAUUGGUAUCCCAUUCUGCUCAUCACCAUGUAUAAUAUUGCAGAUUUGUUGGGGAAAUCUCUGACUGCAAUAUAUCUUCUAAACAGUAUUAGAAAGGCUACAUGGAACUGCAUUGCCAGGCUUUUGUUCUAUCCGCUAUUCACAGCUUGCUUGCAUGGACCCAAGUGGUUAAAAACAGAGAUGCCUGUAGUAACUCUUACGUUUAUGCUUGGAUUGAGCAAUGGAUAUCUUACAAGUGUGUUCAUGAUCCUGGCUCCUAAAUCUGUACCAGUUUCAGAAGCAGAAAUUUCUGCCAUUGUAAUGGUUGUGUUCCUAGGACUUGGUUUGGUAGCUGGUUCGGUUCUUGGCUGGUUCUGGAUUAUAUGACUAUUUGAGCCUUAUUAGUUCAGCUUAUAUCUCUUGGUGAAUAUGGGAAAGUUGACCAUGAUGUAAAAGAUGAACAUCAUCAAAUAUUCUGUAAUCUCAAUUUAGUUGUAGUGAACCUGCAGUACUUCAGUUAUCAGCCAGUUUCCUAGAUUUAUUUUCUUC